AUUGGAUGAAUUUCUGGUGGAGGAGGGUACGAUGCAGCCAAGAACCAAAUUUUCCCACAAUUAUUAUUCAGAAAUAUCUCAAAGUGAAGGGGAAAAAAAAAAGAUCUCACGUGCGGAAACAAACUAUGGCCUUUUUGUCUGAUCAUUUCGUCUUCCUCUCUCUCUCACAAUUGUUCUUUGCAUCACAGCUUCCUCUUUCCUUGCUUCUUUUUUUUUUUGACAAAGAUUUCAAUUUUUUUAUUCUCUCUUCGAGUAAGUGGAGUAAGUUAACAUUGGGGCUAGGUGGUAGGUCUACUAAUACUGGCGUCACUGUGUUCAAAGAAUCGUAAAUCAAUUCACAAGAAUUUUAUUUUUUACAGAUGUGACGUUCUGUUAUCUCUCUUUUCCUUUUUAAAUCUCUUGCAAUGCAAAAGUACGAGUUUUUUUUUACCAGAAAAAAAUAGCAGCUUUCCCGAGAAAUUUUUUGAAACCAGGUCCUAAAAGCUAAAGCGAAAGCUAAAGUAGUGUGGAUUUAAAGUCUCGGUUUUUGAGCCUUUAUAAGCUCGUUUCUGGAUUUCGUUUUUCUUGUUGGCAUCUUUAUUACCCGAGGAGAUUAUACCGUAAACCAUUGCCGACAAAACCCCCCAGAAAAAUCGUGAAUUUCGAUCGGAAAUUUCAAAAGUUUGAACUUGGUUUUAAAGCUUCGACCUCUUUCUCCGGAUUUUUCAAAAUGGGUCUGUGUUAUUCAGUAGAUAGGACCACCGGGAAGGAACCAGGAGAAGCAAGCACCACCACCUCUGCGGCGGAGACGGCGGAGGAGAGAUCAGGCUCCGGCCGGUGGCGGCGGCCGAGAGAUUUUAAGGGCGGCGUCGAAAUAGAAGGGAAUCAACAGGUUUUGGGUCGGUUGAAUUCGAAUGGUUCAAGUAAAAUUGCAUGUCUUUACACACAGCAAGGCAAGAAAGGAACCAAUCAAGACGCUAUGCUCGUUUUCGAGAGCUUUUGUUCGAGAGACGACACAGUGUUUUGUGGUGUAUUCGAUGGACACGGACCAUUUGGUCAUAUGGUCGCGAAGAAAGUCCGAGAUACAUUGCCCUUCACACUCUCAACUCAAUUGAAAUUGACGUCAGAGUCAGAGCAAAGCGGCUUUGUGAAUGAGAAUAGUUUUGAGAACAAAUGUACAGAGGAGGAAGAAGAAGCGCAGAGAAGCGAGUCUGUUGCUACUAUGGAUGAGCAGUGGUGUGAGUUAAAUCCAAAUGAGAACAAGGAUGAACUUCCGGAGAUGUAUCUGCCUCUUAAACACGCGUUGCUCAAGUCUUGUCAGCAGAUGGAUAAAGAGCUGAAAAUGCAUCCGACAAUUGAUUGUUUCUGCAGCGGAACAACUUCAGUCACCUUGAUCAAGCAGGGUGAGGAUCUGGUGGUCGGAAACAUUGGUGACUCGAGAGCUGUUCUUGCAACCAGAGACGAAGACAAUGCUUUGGUCGCUGAACAAUUAACCGUAGACUUAAAACCCGAUUUGCCAAGUGAAUCAGCGAGGAUCCAGAAAUGUAAAGGACGAGUCUUUGCAUUGCAAGACGAACCUGAGGUAGCUCGUGUUUGGUUACCAAACAGCGAUUCACCUGGUUUAGCAAUGGCUCGAGCUUUUGGCGACUUUUGUCUCAAAGAUUACGGUUUAAUCUCCGUCCCAGAUAUCAACUACCGCCGCCUAACAGAACGAGACCAGUUCAUUAUUCUUGCUAGCGACGGGGUAUGGGAUGUGUUGUCAAACAAAGAAGCUGUAGACAUUGUUGCUUCAGCUCCUAGUCGAAGUACAGCGGCUCGAGCUCUAGUGGACACGGCGGUUCGAUCAUGGAGAAUCAAGUAUCCAACUUCCAAGAACGACGACUGUACUGUGGUCUGCCUCUUUUUACAGGAUUCAUCAGUAGCCAUGGAGGUUUCAAUCAAUGUAGUGAAUGGUUCACACAAAGAUGACUCCAUAGAGAGUGUCAGUGUCAGUAACAAGGAGGAGGACGAGAUUGUCCCAGUUAAAGACGAGAUCACCCCAAAGAGUUGCGAGACUGAGAAGAAGAUGAUGACAAUGACACUUGCAGAGUGUAUUUCGGUUGCACAGGAUGAUGAAGAGUGGUCGGCUUUGGAAGGAUUGACCAGGGUUAAUAGUUUACUGAGCAUUCCAAGGUUCUUCUCUGGUGAGUUUAGAUCAACUAGUUGGAGAAAAUGGUUGUGACUUUCUUUUUGGCGACCGACACAAACACCGCACAUCACCAUGUUCUUUGUUUCAUAUUCAACUUUUUUGUUUUCUCUGCUUUUUUGUCUUUCCUUUUUUUAAUUAAUCUUUCAGACAUGUGAAAUUGUUCAUGUUGCAGAUAUAAUUCACUACAUGACAACAAGAUUUUGAUUUAACAGUGUUUUUUUUUAAUGCAUUUUGUAUCUACAUGUAGUUUUAUCAUUGGUUCAAUUUUGUAUAUAUCUUUUAAUAUGAAAUAUUUAAGUAUCUCUAG
Molecule: messenger RNA, 2474 nt
Organism: Thlaspi arvense
Lineage: Eukaryota; Viridiplantae; Streptophyta; Magnoliopsida; Brassicales; Brassicaceae
Source: the annotation of a GenBank genome assembly